CAAAUUCUUAAUUUUGAGACCCUCUGCAGGCAACUCAUGCUUCACGGGCUUGAAAAAUCCGUGAAAAGAUUCUCUGCGUCCCGGCGGGGCUUGCCCUGCAGAGCACCUUGGGGCGCCUGGGGACCGCGCAGGCCGGCGUCGGCGCGCACCUGCGGGCGUUUCCUCCCGGGCGCAGCCUGUUUACCGCGCCGACCCAGCCGCUUGCAGGAGCUAUAGUAGGUGCUGGAGGGGCCCAGAGGAGAGGAGGAGGAGGAGGAAGCAAAGGAAGAGGAGGAGGAAGAGGGAGCCGAGGAAGACCGGAGAGGCCCCCAAACCCCGGGCCCCGCCCUGCCGCUUAGCUUUCGUUUCCCGAUCGCCCUUCCCGGGCCGCUGGCGGGUUUCGGUCUCGAUCUCGUGGAGGGCGGGACGGGGAGGUGUCCAUGGCCUUCGCCUGCCAGCGCUCGGGUCAGCUCCUGCUCAGACGCGCCUCGGGGUCGCUGCUGCGCGGGGCCUGCGCUCGGGCCAUGUCACCGCCGCACUGCUUCGCGCUGGAGCUUCCCGGCUGUACGCUGGCUCACUUUGCCUUCGGGGGUGACGCCGCAGCGGGUCCCGACGACGGCGCCCGGGGAGACGCGCGCGGCGACCCCCGGCUGGCCGCGCUCCUGGAGCCCCCUGGUCGCCGCUACUCGCUGUGGGUGCCAGUGGCGCCGGGCGCGAGCUGCGCGGCCCGGGUGAGGGCGGCCAAACUGCACCAGCACCUGCUGCACCAACUGCGCCGCCGCGGACCCCUCCAGCGGUGCCAGCUGCGCCGGCUGCUGUGCUACUCGCCCGAGGGCGACGUGCAGCAUGGGGUCCUCCUGCACGACCCCCGCGACAGUCCCGACACCCGGAGCGCGCUUCUCGCGCUCUUGGACGAGUGCCAGGAAGUCCCCAGCCCGCGCCUGGGAGAAUUCGUCGGUGACCCGAGCCACCGAGUUUGGCAGCACCUGUGGGAAUUGCGGGACGGCCAGGGGUGGCAUCUGGCGGACGGACAGCGGGUCCUGCCCGCCCCAGAGCCCGCGCUGCACCCCGUGGUGCCCGACCUGUCCAGUUCAGCAGUUUUCCCGGACCGUGAAGCCGCGCGUGCAGUUUUGGAGGCGUGCACGUCCUUCAUUCCUGAAGCCCAAGCUGUGCUUGACCUGGUGGACCAGUGCCCAGAACAGAUCCAGAAAGGAAGAUUCCCAGUCAUUGUUAUCGAAGGAUUGGAUGCCACAGGUAAAACUACUGUAACCCAGUCGGUUUCAGAUUCACUCAAGGCUGUUCUCUUAAAGUCACCACCUGCUUGCAUUGGCCAGUGGAGGGAAAUCUUCGAUGAUGAGCCCACCAUCAUUAGAAGAGCUUUUUACUCAUUGGGCAAUUAUAUUGUGGCUUCUGAAAUUGCUAAAGAGUCUACCAAAUCUCCUGUGAUUAUAGACAGGUACUGGCAUAGUACAGCCACUUAUGCCAUCGCCACCGAGGUGAGUGGAGGUAUCCAGCACCUGCCUCCAGCCCAUCACUCAAUAUACCAAUGGCCCAGAGACCUGCUUAAACCUGACCUGGUGCUAUUGCUCACUUUGAGUCCAGAGGAGCGAUUGCAGAGGCUAAAGGGCCGGGGCAUGGAGAAGACCAGAGAGGAAACUGAACUGGAGACCAAUAGUGUAUUUCGGCAAAAGGUAGAACUGUCCUACCGGCGGAUGGAAAACCCCGACUGCCAUGUGGUGGAUGCCAGUCCUGCAAAAGAAAAGGUUCUCCAGACGGUUUUAAGCAUAAUCCAAAAUAAUUGUACCUAAUUAUUACAUUGCAACAGUAAUUGAAAUAAAAUUACUCCAACCAGGUGACAUGUUUAUUUUAUUCAUUGUUGUUCAAUGCAUCUAAGCAUUCAUUGGUCGUGACAUUUUCCCAUAUUUCUGUUACAUAAAAGCAUAAUGUAGCAGAAAAUUGAAGAUCAGAUUAUUCAUUUUACUACAUUAUUGUACUCUCUCUAACUAAUGGAUUCAUUAAGGUUAAUAUCAUUUAUGUUCCAGAGAAAGACUCGUGAUUGAUUUCAUCCCAGUAUUGUAAACCAGUUUGUUAGAACUUAUUUUGCACUCCAUCCUCCAAAAUUUCUCAUAUCCAGAAGCAUAAGACAAUGCAGAUGCAAUUGAAAAUAUCUUUUAGUCAACCAAAGGCCCUCACUCUGGCCCCAACAACUUGGUUCAUGGAUGAGACUAAGAUUUACGUAGAGCUUACUUCUUGAUUUAGUUCACAUGCAUUUCAUCAUCAUGUGCUCAGCCCCAACAUUUUAGAACCAACUUGUCCUACAGACUAAACCUCUAUGUCCUUUCUGUCCCAGGUAUCCCCAUAGAGUUGGAGCCUAUACAAAUAAGACAUCUCUGACUUACAGCCUGGAAAUAACUUAUUUCAGCACUUCAGAAACAGAUAUGGAGACAGGAAACCCAAAAUGCUAUUAGUAGAAUUAUACCAGCCUUGAAUUAUUUUCUACUUACUUCUUACCCCUUUUCUUUGAAAACAUGGCUUUUGAUACAAUGAGUAAUUUACACUGAGCUUGAUAUAUGACACUUAGCUAGUCCAGCAAUUUAUUUAUAUUGAGGUUUACUUUAUGUUGUUUCUUAAUGUAGAAGAUUUGAUCCUCUAAUGGAAAUGAAAGUCAAGAAGCUAAAUGCAGUGGUUGUGCAUUAAAAUUUCGCAUAUAUAUCUUGGAAUAAGAUUUCCAAGUAAACUAUCUUGCACUUGAAUGUCUUAUGAUUGUACAGGAAAUCAGCUUUGAGUUCUGUCUUUAUAGGAAAAAAAUGAGAGAAUAGAUGAAACUUCCUUGCUAUGUGACCCUAGGUGAGUCAUUUCACAUGAGUAGUCUGUUUUAUUUAUAAAAGUGGCACUAUUUAUUUAUCUUGAAGAGUUGUUGAACCAAUUACCUAACAUGCGUCUAGUUCUAAGAUAAAUUUAUUAUUUAUUUUCUUCUUGUCUACCAUUUCUUGAGGAUGUGCUCUCCUCCCCAAAGUAAUUUUAAAAGCUUGGCAGGUUUAUUAUAUGAUAUCCUAAAAUAUAAUAAAGCUUGCUGUUAACUAUAGCAUACUACUUUUUAAAAGAACUAUAUGUAAUUUAUACAUAGUAUAUCUGCAUAUAUAAAUAUGUAAUCGGUUUUAUUCUGAAAGUAUUUUAAAAGCUAAUACAUAGGAUUCUUUAAAAUGUGAUAUCUCAUUACUAUUGGUGUUAUAUACUUUAAAUCUUUCGAAAUGCUUAUGUUAGCAGCCUAAUAAAAACAAUUUAAUGCUUUUUAAAAAUACUUUGUGGACGAAUAAACUUACUUUGAUU
This is a messenger RNA of Sorex fumeus (smoky shrew), 3309 nucleotides long. RefSeq names its product cytidine/uridine monophosphate kinase 2 (gene CMPK2). Gene Ontology annotation, cellular component: mitochondrion; cytoplasm. Lineage: Eukaryota; Metazoa; Chordata; Mammalia; Eulipotyphla; Soricidae. The record is from RefSeq and is a predicted model, not a curated record. Gene Ontology annotation, molecular function: dTMP kinase activity. Bases 420 to 1787 code for a protein of 455 amino acids. Gene Ontology annotation, biological process: dTDP biosynthetic process; dUDP biosynthetic process; dTTP biosynthetic process. The transcript is spliced from 5 exons.